Messenger RNA from Symbiodinium necroappetens, 270 nucleotides. Lineage: Eukaryota; Dinophyceae; Suessiales; Symbiodiniaceae. The record is from the annotation of a GenBank genome assembly.
AUGGCCCGGGUGGCCCAGGAGAUCGGCGCCGAGAUGGUCCUUUUGCUGGGGGAUAACUUCUACUCCCACGGCGUGCAGACGGAGCACUCACCACGAUUUCAUGAAACCUUUGAGGAUGUUUACUGCCGCGAUCUGCCAGAGCUUCCAUUUUGGGUGGUGGCAGGCAAUCACGACCACCGUGGCAACGUCACGGCGCAGCUGGCAUACUCGCACGACUCCAAGCGCUGGAACUACCCUUCGCCGUACUACAACCUGACCUAUGAAUGGAAG